Molecule: messenger RNA, 505 nt
Organism: Dermacentor silvarum
Lineage: Eukaryota; Metazoa; Arthropoda; Arachnida; Ixodida; Ixodidae
Product: neuropeptide-like protein 31
Exons: 2
Coding region: 95-505 (136 amino acids)
Source: RefSeq, a predicted model, not a curated record
UUUUGCCCUUGGUGUCGCCGGGGUAUAUAAGUUGGCCCCUCCAGCACAGCAAGCAUCAGAGUUUCGCCAGAACCUCCUGAGGAAUACCAGCACCAUGAACACCCUCAUCGUCUUCGCCGCCCUCAUCGCCGCCGCCAGCGCUGGCUUCGCCGGAUACGGCUAUGGCGGAUACGGCCUCGGCUACGGCCAUGGCCACGGCCACCACGCUGUUGCCGUUCCCGUCAAGACCGUCUCCUACGUGAAGAAGCCCGUCGUCAGCGUCGGCUACGUCACCAAGCCCGUCGUGACCUACGUCAAGCAGCCCGUUGCCACCGUCUCCCACACCGUCCAGCCCGUCGUGUCUGUCAGCCACGCCCUCGUCUCCGCCGGCGGAUACGGAGGAUACGGAGGAUACGGUGCUGGCUACGGCGGUCUUGCCGUCGGCGGCUAUGGCGGCUACGGUCUUGGCGGCUAUGGCGGCUACGGCCACGGUGCUGUCCUCAAGGGAGGUUAUGGAUUCCACUAA